Messenger RNA from Athene cunicularia (burrowing owl), 1640 nucleotides. It is a transcript of the gene TMA16, whose product is annotated as translation machinery associated 16 homolog. The record is from RefSeq and is a predicted model, not a curated record. Gene Ontology annotation, cellular component: nucleus. Lineage: Eukaryota; Metazoa; Chordata; Aves; Strigiformes; Strigidae.
UCAGGCGUCCGCGGCGGGUCCCGGCCGUGUGGGCCGUUAACGGCGCCAAAGUUGCGAAAAACCCAAGGAGGGAAGCAGGAGAAGAAAGUUAUCCAUCCUUACAGCAGAAAAGCUGCGCAGCUUGCAAAGGAAGCACACAAACAGGAAAAGAAAGAAAAGUUGAAAACUGACAAAGCUUUGCGUUUGAGCAUCAUUGGAGAAAAAUUGCAAUGGUUUCAAAGUCACCUUGACCCCAAUAAAAUUGAGUACACAAAGAAGGAAGCUGGUGAACUAAUUGAAAAUUACAUGUGUCGAUUCAAUGCUGAACUGGAGCAGAUUGAGUUACAAAACAGUAUUAAAGGUAGACAAGGAAGACAACACGGUUCACGGGAAGCUGUCAUCAAGCAGACUGUAGAACGUGAAAGACAACUCUAUGAAGGUUAUGGAAUAGAAAUCCCUGACAUUAUGAAUAGAAAGCAUCUUAAAUUUUUCAGAGAAUGGGAUGGUGAUCUGAGGAAACUGCCAAACAUCAAAAUGAAAAAGCUCUCAGCUAGGGAUGCUGCUUUGAGUCACCUUGUGAUGGCAGAUGCGGAAGCUAAAGAAGAACUGAAUAAAGAAGAGUGGCCUAAUGAGUACCAGCUGAUUCAAGAGCUGAAACAGCUGAAGGGAAUUUUAAGAAACCUAUUUUAAUUAUCACUGGAAACAGGAAUAUAUUCUAACUAUAUUUGCAGAGGCUUUGCUAUUUGCAUUUUUUAUGAGCUCACUGUAUACCUAUGGUGAAGAGUAAACAGUAUAUUAUUGGUAAAGCUAUAUAUUAUUAGAUUUAAAAAAUGGAAUAUAAAUACAUACUUAAAAUCUUGAUUGUAUCCUUAUUUCUCAUACUGUACCUUCUCUUUAGCACGCAGGCUUCUGAGUUGAGAAAGCAAUUAUAGUUUAUGUCUUGAAAUUCUGACCAGUUGAGUACCUCUUCCCUGGGCAUAGGGCAGUCAGGAUUCAGACACCUGUUAGAAAUACUUUGUGGUGGGAAAUCCUUACCUAUUCCUGGUAAUGCCAAGAAUGUAUGUCAUUUAGUCUAUAAAUAGUAGGUACCCUGGCAAACUGAGUCCAGCUAGUGGCAACUUUUAUCCCUCUUUUGUGGUGAUAGUUGGGAUCUCUAUAGGUGUAUGCAGUUUUGUGGAGAGCAGUGAUAGGCCUCAUCUCACAAAAUCCUGUGCUGUGUGGCACAGAACACUUACCUUAGGUGUCAGAAAUGCUCUCCUUUUGGUGGAGAUGUAUAUACAGAAGAGGAGAUACAUGGAGCAUCAGUUAAUCAUGAAGAACUCAACUCUUGUACCUUCUCUUGUCUGAGAAUUUGUGUCAGGAACAUAGAGGGCUGGAAAGACUUCAGUAAAAUACUGAGUAGUCAAGAGUAUUUGAGAGAAUUACAGUGUCCUCACCAGUCUAUUGAAGAAUUCAGAUCAAAAUCCAAUUAAAGUCCUGUAGUCUGUUUUUAAAUAUAUCUUUUAUCCAUUUUUUUUUUCCUGACCCCUCUGUUGUGCAUUUUAAAAUUAAGUUGUUUAGGACUUUUAAAUAGCAGGCUUGCCUUAUAAAGCAACUCUUUAGAUGCCUUUAAGUGUGUCUUUUGAGAAGGUUCAGAACAGAUUCUCACUUUCAAUAGUGUA